UCCACUGGGCACUGGAGAGGCUGAGGCGAUUAUUUUCAUUCUGCUUAUAAGUUCACUAUUCGUGCUUUGAUUGAUGACCGUCUGUGAAAGAUCGUGUUCGUGUCGUAUUGUGUUCCGUGCGAGUUUCUUGCAUUUGGUAAUAUAAUUUACCUAUGCCAAUUGCCGAGAUACCUGCCAAUCAAUGAUUAUAACUUAGUAUUCUCUGUAGCAUUGUAUAAAAACCACCCAAUGUAGCUUGAAUUCUGAAAAUAACGUUUGGCGAAAGUGAAAAUUUUACUUUCAUGCUUCUUGCUAGUGUAUGAAUAUUGUGUGAUGAAGUAUGUGUUUCGUAUACGCAUUUUGACGCCUUAAUUUCGAAAGUAUGUUGAGUUUAUGAAUCUGUCUACACUGCUCUCCAUAAGCUCGAAAAUAUUUGUCUGGAGUAGUGUUACGAACGGAAGCAGCAUAGUGGCUAGACAGCAAACACAUUUUUCUCCUCAAAGCUCACCGUCAGUCAUUGCAGCAGCUGAAAGUCCGAAAACAUAGCAUGGUAAAGCAGUAAAGUGCAAAGUAACGCAAAAGAAGAUUGAAAUAGCGAAAUACAAAAAGGAAGGAGAGACAACAAAACAGAAGCAGCAGCAAAAAUUUCACUUUCUAUUUUUUAACUUUUAUUUUUUAUGACACACUUGCGUGAACUAUUUGAAGUUUCGGGGUAUUUGUGCCGGGUUCGGUGAUGGUGCUGGCUUGAGACCAGGUCCCUUUAUGAUAGCUGGUGCAAGACGUUUUUAAGGACUCGUAUAACAAAAUUUCCACUUGUGAAAGUAGUGGAUUUGAGGGGAUACCAUUCAGAAAGAAGUGAAACCCACAGGUUGAAGUGAAUUACGGAACGUUGUGCAAAUCAGUGAAAUCCUUUGGUGCCAAUAUAUGAUGAUGACGAUGCAAACGGAUAACCAGAAUGUAUUAAGAAUCCGAGUGACGAAUUGUGUAAAAUAGUGGCGACGUGGUGAGGAGACAUAUCCGUGGAUCGCAAUUACAGUACUGGACCAGUAAAAGUCGAUCCAAAUGGCGGAUAAGGAGGAAAAACGUGUAGGCUGUGCACACUACAAGCGCCGAGCUAAAUUCGUGACGCCUUGCUGCAAUAAAUUUUACAUGUGCCGGUACUGUCACGACGAGAAUGAAAAUCAUUUCUUCAACCGUAAGACGGUGACGGAGCUUAUUUGCACAGAAUGCAAUACGCGACAGCGGGUCCAGGCGGAGUGUGAGCAGUGCGGCGUCAGAUUUGGACGUUACACCUGUCUGGUGUGCAAUCUAUUCGACGAUGAAGAUCGUAACCAGUAUCACUGUGAUGGCUGCGGAAUCUGUCGAGUUGGUGGACGAGGGCGUUUCUUCCACUGCGAAGUAUGCAACAUGUGUCUACCGGUGCAAUUGAAGGUAGAAGGCCACAGAUGUGUAGAGAAUGUUUCGCGAUCCAACUGCCCCGUUUGCCUGGAUGAUAUUCACACUUCGCGUAUUCCCUGCCAUAUUCCUGACUGUGGUCAUCUGUUACAUCGAACGUGUUUUGAAGAAUUGCUUUCAUCGGGUCAUUAUGCUUGCCCAACAUGCCAGACUUCCAUGAUGGACAUGAAUCAGUUAUGGGAGUAUCUUGAUUCGGAAGUAGCCGCAACACCGAUGCCAAAGGAAUAUGAGAACUAUUUCGUGGAUAUUCUUUGCAAAGAUUGUCAUCAGGAAUCAACCGUAAAAUUCCAUGUUGUUGGACUGAAAUGCACCAAAUGUGGUGCUUACAAUACUUGCCGAACCAAGACUAAAACCAUCGAAUCACCUACCAAAUGCACAAACAGUAAUAAAGAUGCAUCGCGGUCAAUUAACGGAGAAAGCAGUAGCAGUUCUGCGACAAGUUCAUCUUCCUCUACUACUGCCACGACAAAUUUAACAGUGACAGAUGUGGCAACAAAUUCGAACAGUACCGAUACACCGGUUGCUUCCACUUCCACCGCACUGGGAACGACACCCAGUGCGACCGUUUCCAGUAUAGCAGCGACGACACCGGAAAAUUCCAGCGCAACCGCAGGCAACUGCACGGAGCAUUCCUCGUACAGUAGCACUAGCAAUAGCAAUCACGAAGCCUAGAGCAGUUGUCGAUCAGUCGUUCACAUAUUGCGGUUUUUAGCGUAACCUUUUUUCCACGUUGGCUCACUAUCAGCUUCAGGUUCACUAGAUGGAAUCUCGUAAACAAGACCUCAUGUACCAUACAUUGGUUGUGUUCAUUCCACUUCCAGUUAGAUUUUUGUUUGUUAUUACUCUGAAAUAAGACUAACGCCGAAAAAGCGAUGCAAGACAUACAAUUGACUCUGGUCUCAAUUGCCACUGCAACGGGGCUUCAGCUAUCCGCUUUUAGAGUUUAUAUCAUUUUCAGAAGUCUUAUGUUUAGAGUAAAUCAUCGUGUGUCUUCUCAAUUUUUGUACAUAUUUAUUUAGUACAUUUUACUAAUGGUUACGAUCAUUUUAUGUUGCCUAGAUACGUUUUUUAUCAUUAUCAAAUGUAUUUUGUACAAUUAUUGUAAUACAGGUUUGUUUUAUUUUGAAAAAAAAAUCAGCAUUCUUUCCUGUGCACUAGAGAUGGGCAAUUCGUUCGCGAACGGUUCAAAAGAACUAGUUCUUUUGAAAGAAUGAACGAGGUAUAGUUCUUUUUUCGAGAACGGUAGUUCCUCAGUUCAAAGUCGAGGGAUCUUUUUUUUUGUUUUUAGAGCUCGCUGGUUGUUUCAAGAACGGUACUAAUAAGAAAGUUUUGUCACGAAACCUUAGUUCUACUUCGAGGGACCUUUUUUUCCUCGCCUAAGCUUACAAAAGUAAGUUCUCGUUAAGUCAUUGAACAAACAAACCAACUAUGAAUAGAACGAAAGAACGGCUCUGGAGAACUAGUUCUUUCAACAGAACUCUGCAUCACUGAACGGUUCUUUGAAAUGAACUGUUUUGCCCAUCUCUGUGUGCACACAAAAUUCCAUACUACCGUACCUUUCUUUGAAACAAAAUCUAGCCCAUAGAAAAUAUCUGUUGGAAAACGUACUAUAAGCAAAUUACCGUUCUAGAAAACUUGUUCCCAACGUUAAUAUUUCAAGUCCUAAGUCAGGAGAGAUGAAAGUAUCUCAUUAUGUGUUCGCUGAUGUUAGUUUUCAUUUUUUUGAUAACUUAGUUUACGAUUAUGUGAUAACAUACUAUUUACACAUGUAGGUAGUAAUAGAUUAAACCCUCCGGAGUUUUGAGUAGAUAGUGUGUAAUGGACAUCCAGGAAGGUAAACCGUCAAACAUCAAUUAUGUUGGCGUUUGUGUGUGUAUGUGUUGCGAAAAAUAACUCAGUAUGUAAAGACAUCAAAGUAAAAACAGACGAUUAUCCCAUUCGGAACAACAGUUGAACUCAAUAUACACUCGUUUUAUGCUCUACGUAACUCUAGGAUAAGAGUACAACGUCACUUUUGCGUAGCUAGGUAAAAAUAGUACAUUAUUAGUAACAGCUUAGUUUUGGGAUAAUUAGAAAUCAAUCAUCGGUAACCAUGCUAAUUUCUGCUAAUUCCUCAGAGCUAAGCGAUCGUGUAGAUUCUUACUGGAAUCAUCAGUCUAGCCGUUAGAGCGUAAUUGAAUAAACAGUAGCAAAUCUCUGUUUGAAUUCAUAUAAAUAGGAAGAAAAAAUGCGUUCAGUAGUUUGUUAUGCUCGAAUAAAGGUGUUAACUAACAA
Molecule: messenger RNA, 3708 nt
Organism: Malaya genurostris
Lineage: Eukaryota; Metazoa; Arthropoda; Insecta; Diptera; Culicidae
Gene: Rchy1
Product: RING finger and CHY zinc finger domain-containing protein 1
Exons: 9
Coding region: 1042-2106 (354 amino acids)
Biological process (GO): ubiquitin-dependent protein catabolic process; protein ubiquitination
Cellular component (GO): nucleus
Molecular function (GO): zinc ion binding; ubiquitin protein ligase activity
Source: RefSeq, a predicted model, not a curated record